AUGGAUUAUGGUGAAGAAUUUAGUAUGAAUGAAAAGCCAACAAUUAAUGGACCAAAUGCAAAUUAUGUUAAAUUAGUUAGUUCUGAUAAUCAUAAAUUUUACCUUCCUAAAAAUCUUGUAAUGGCUAGUGGUACAAUAAAAGCUAUGCUUUCUGGACCAGGAACAUACAAUGAAAAUGAAUGUAAUGUUGUUCAUUUUAAAGAGUUACCAUCUCAUGUUUUGCAAAAAGUGUGCUACUACUUCUUAUACAAAGCCAGAUAUACCAAUUCUGCGAGUGAAAUUCCUGAGUUUAAAGUUGAACCAGAAAUGUCUCUAGAAUUGUUAAUGGCAGCAAACUUUCUUGAUUGUUAG
Strongyloides ratti is the source of this 351-nucleotide messenger RNA. Its product is annotated as Transcription elongation factor B polypeptide 1. Gene Ontology annotation, cellular component: elongin complex. Gene Ontology annotation, biological process: ubiquitin-dependent protein catabolic process. The transcript is spliced from 2 exons. The record is from RefSeq and is a predicted model, not a curated record. Gene Ontology annotation, molecular function: protein-macromolecule adaptor activity. Bases 1 to 351 code for a protein of 116 amino acids. Lineage: Eukaryota; Metazoa; Nematoda; Chromadorea; Rhabditida; Strongyloididae.